AUGGAACAAAAAAUUAACUCUGUCAGCCAGUCAGUUGGUGUGCCUAUUCCAAAUAAUACUGACCAUGCAGUUUCUGUGACUUUACCGACUUGGGCAUCAGUCGUUGGAUAUGAAGAAGGAGAUCAGAACGUUGUUCUAAAGAUGCAGACAGGGUAUCCUAGAUUUUUCAUCCAUAAUUCUAUUCAAAAAUUGACUGAUUACUUGAUUCAGGAAUAUGGGAGGGUUGGUUUGGAAGGUUUGUUCAUUUUCCCAUCAUAUACUGUCAGCCAAAGAUGUAAGAAAUUUAUGAUCCAAAGAAUUCAAAAAUUAGAAAGCCCAACCGAUAAAGGCUAUAAAAAAGUGAGAAUCGUCAAACUCACCACAUCAGCUCCUAAAUGCGAGAAUGAAAUGAACUAUAGAGUUCAAAUGGCUAUUGGUUUAGUGUUCUUCCCAAAGCAAUAUUCUAAGUAUGGAAAAGAGUUUUGGCAACACAGCGGAGAAGGUAUAAGUUCAAGAUUGGCCGAGUAUUUAUUACAUGAAUUUGAAUAUGAAAAAUUGACGAAGCACAGGGAGUCGAGUACCGAAAAUUUAGAAGACGAAGAUAAAAAGUUUGUGGAAGAGAAGUUUGGCAGAAAUUUGAAGUUUAUCGAAGCCGAUAAUGCUAAUGUCAUCAUUCGUAAAAGAAUCAUUACCGAGGUUCAACAGAACAACAAAGCUGACGCUACUGUGAAAGUGGGUGAUGAAAGCGAUGUCUUCUUAUAUCCAAGUGGGAUGUCAAGUAUUUAUAAUGUCCACAAUAUUUGGUUGGAAACGUUACCAAAUCAUAAAACUGUGGUUUUUGGAUUCCCAUACGUCGACACAUUGAACAUCACCAAGAAAUUUGGCCCAGGAUUGAUCCACUUGGGUAAUGGGUCUAAUGAAGAAUUGGAUUGGUUAGAUGAACAAUUGUCUUCAGGUAAAGAGAAAAUUCUUGGUUUGAUUACAGAAUGUCCUGGUAAUCCUUUGCUUAGGACACCUAAUUUGAAGAAAUUGAGGGCGAUUGCUGAUAAACACAGCUUCCCUGUGGCAAUUGACGAGACCGUCGGGAAUUGCAUCAAUAUUAAUGCUUAUAAAUACGCUGAUGCUACAUGUUCAUCUUUAACCAAGAUUUUCUCUGGUGAUUCCAACGUUAUGGGUGGAUCUAUUGUGCUUAAUCAAAACUCUAAGUUUUACUCUACCAUGAAAGCAUGGUUGAAUGAACACUAUGAAAACAAUUUUUGGAAAGAAGAUUGUCUCUACUUGGAAAGAAACUCCAGGGAUUUUCUACAAAGAAAUGCCAAAACCAACAAAAACACCGAAGAGGUUGUUAAGUUGUUUGAGAAGUAUCAGGAAAAGGGAGCGGUUAAACAAAUUUUCCAUCCUUUGACCUCACCAUCAAAGAAAUAUUAUGAUGAAGUGAAAAAUCCAAAUGGUGGUUACGGUGGCUUACUUUCCAUAUUAUUUUCCACCACACAGAUAUCCAAGAAGUUUUAUGACGUUUUGAAAUUAUCUAAAGGACCAAGUUUAGGUACUAAUUUUACUUUAGUGUGCCCAUAUACUAUUUUGGCACAUUACACUGAAUUGGAAGAGGUAAAAGAAUUUGGGGUCGAUGCCGAUUUAGUCAGAAUAAGCAUUGGUAUUGAGCCAACCAGAGAAUUAGUAGAUAUUAUUGAAGAAGCUAUUCUUGAAGCUGUGAAUUAG
Molecule: messenger RNA, 1698 nt
Organism: Saccharomycopsis crataegensis
Lineage: Eukaryota; Fungi; Ascomycota; Saccharomycetes; Ascoideales; Saccharomycopsidaceae
Product: cystathionine gamma-synthase
Exons: 1
Coding region: 1-1698 (565 amino acids)
Biological process (GO): transsulfuration
Molecular function (GO): cystathionine gamma-synthase activity; pyridoxal phosphate binding
Source: RefSeq, a predicted model, not a curated record